GAGAACCACACUGGGAUGCGCGUCGUCCCAUUCCAUGGCAAGUCUUUGCCCAGGGCGAAUAUGACGGUCCUGCACGUACGGCCCAUGUUCCGGAGUAUCGUUUGCGUGUCGAUGACGAACUCGAUUUCGUCUACCGGCUCACGCGUCAGGAAUCGACGCAGCCAUAUCGCUUGAACGUGGGUGACGAAGUCCAGAUUGAAUCGCUGACCGAUCCGAACCUCGAUCGAAACCUGGUCAUCCAGCCUGAUGGGACGAUCACCGUCUUGCUAUUAGGCCAGAUCCAUGCCGCGCGUCGGACCGUCGACGAACUGCGAAAAGCGUUGGACGAGCAGUACAAAGAGUACUACAAAGUUCCCGCGAUCACGGUGACGCCACUGAAGGUGAACACCAAACUGGAAGACCUGCGAGCCACCGUCGACAGUCGAGCCGGGACCGGCGGUCAAGGACGCAGCAGCCGCGUGACACCGGAAGGAACGAUUCAGCUUCCGGCGAUCGGAAAUGUGCCUGCCCAGGGAAUGACGCUGAACGAGUUGAAACGGGAGAUCGACGAGCGUUAUGCUAAGGAAAUCGAAGGGAUCGAAGUCACGCCGGUACUGAUCCAACGUGCUCCGAGCUAUGUCUACGUUCUAGGCGAAGUUCCUAAUCCUGGGCGGUACGAGCUGACCGGUCCCACGACGGCAAUCCAAAGCAUCGCCAUGGCUGGCGGCUGGAAUGUUGGGGCAAACCUACGAGAAGUGGUCGUUUUCCGUCGUGCUGAAGAUUGGCGAUUGGUGGCAACAAAGCUUGAUCUCAAGGGUGCUUUAUAUGCUCGCCGCCCUGCCCCUUCGGACGAAAUUUGGAUUCGUGAUGCCGAUAUCGUAGUCGUUCCCAAGAGCCCGAUCUUAUGGGCGGACGAAUUCAUCGAACUGGUUCUGACGCGUGGUAUUUACGGUGUUGAGUGUCCCCCCGUGAACCGACGUAUCCUUGCUCUCUUGAUGAUUGCCGUCUCCGCGUUGCCGCUGUGGGCUCGGGAAUCGAAUGUCGAGCCGAAGCCGAUCGGGAAACACAUUGCCGAGUUCGAGUUGAAAGACUUCCGCGGCAAGACACACAAGCUGUCGGAUUACUCCGAAAGCAAAGUGGUCGUUCUGGCAUUCAUCGGCUGCGAAUGCCCAGUCGCAAAGCGUUACUCCGUGACGCUUCAACAGUUGGCCGAUCAGUUUGCCGACGACCAAGUCACCAUUCUUGCGGUCGAUGCCAAUCAGCAUGAUUCGAUGACCGAGAUGGCAGCAUUUGCCCGCAUCCACUCACUGAAAAUCCCGUUUCUGAAAGACCUCGCCAAUCGCCUUGCCGAUGACGUAGGCCGAAUCGACGAUCAUUUUCUUGUCGGCAAUGUCCGUGAUGCCGCGACACGGAAUGACUUGAAGAUCGCUAUCGAAGAAGUCCUG
Symbiodinium sp. CCMP2456 is the source of this 1424-nucleotide messenger RNA. NCBI's taxonomy places the organism in Eukaryota, Dinophyceae, Suessiales, Symbiodiniaceae. The record is from the annotation of a GenBank genome assembly.